AGAAAAUCAGUCGUCAUUUUUGUUCCCUUUCAACGACGAAAAACCGCCCACGUAUCAGACCUCUCUACCUUUACGAACCACCGACAAAGCCUCUUCGAAAGCGAUUCUGAACGCUCCGACAACACUCGUACCGGUACCCCUUCUGAACACCGACCCGAAACUUUUUAUUGUCUCCUGCCAGACCGACCGACAUUCGAAUUGCCCACGAUGUCGAGCUCACUCGAGCGUCAGCAGGCGUCGUUCAUGAGCAGCAUGUCCGCCGCUUCCUCGAAGCUGGCGGGCACCAAGCGCGCUCUCGCCCCGCCAUCGCCGUCGCCCUCGGUCGGCUCCGUCGCCUCGGCCGUCGCUGCCGGCAGCGGCACCCCUCGCAAGGCGGCAGACCGCGUCGACACGCCCGCACACAACAUCGUGUACUCUCAGCCGGCCGCCACCGGCACCGGCCUCAACAUCAUCACACAGGUUACAUACGCUAUCGCUUGGCUGCGCGGCAAAGAUGAGCCGCGCACGUACCUGGAAAUCCUGGGCCACCUUUCGGGCCUGCACUGGAGCCCGUCGUACCAGGAGGAGUUUGUAGAAGCGAUGCGCCGCACGCGCGAGAUUCAGUGGAUUCCCGACCCGAACUUGAGCGAGCAGACUUGGCAGAGCGGGACGUAUCUACACCGACCCAAGGUGCCCGGCGUCCGGAACAAGACGCAGCUGCUGGCCUACCUACAAAAGAAGACGGACGCGAGCUGUGUGGGUGUGAAGGAGCUCAAGGACGGCUGGCCCGAUUGCGAGAAGGCCAUCAACGAGCUCGAGGCGGAGCACAAGAUUCUGGUGAUCCGUGUCAAGAAGGAAGGCUCGCCGCGCUAUGUCUGGCUGGAUGAUCCCAGCUUGUUCCACGAGGUCGAUCCGGAGCUAAAGGUCAUGUGGCAGAAGGUCGAGGUGCCGGGAACCGAUACGAUUGUUCAGCGACUCAAGGCCGCGUCGCAGAAGCCGGCGAGCGAGGAUCCGAGGGAUAAGAUGACGGCUGCGCCGAAGGCGGAGAAGAAGAAGAGGGCGCAGAGGAGGACGGGCAAGGCGACGAAUACGCACAUGGAGCAUUUGCUCAAGGAUUACAGCCACAUGAAGCGGUAAAGGGGAUUUUGCGUCUUGUGGAGCCCUUGGUUUCUCUACCGGUUUGAGAUGACCUUCAGACGGUCAAUGGCAGGUGAACAGUUGCGGAAUCAGACAUGGUCGUUACGGCUGCCAAGUCGAGGGAUCUGUCCGCCUCACGGCUACCUUCCAUCAUUAUUUCCGAGACGCACAUGGGAACCUUUUUUUUUUUUAUUUUUUUUUCCUUUUUUUUUUCGGCUUUUACAACCAUAUAACAAUCACACGAACAAAGCAUUUGGAAAUGGCGUUUGAGAGGGAACUCACGCGGGACAAUGGGGUUUUUUAUACGGUCGCAAUUAGAGAGAUGGAUACGGUAGGAGGCAAACUCCUACGAAGGGAAUCCGCAAAGAGUCAUGGUAUCCGAGUGGUAUAAUUAGUGGGUUCAUUCGACUGUCUUUGUGGCUCUUUUUUUUUUUUUUUUCUUUUCCUUUUUUUUUCUUUUCCUUUUUUUUUUUUUUUUUUUUUUUUUUUUUCUCUUUCUGCUCUUCUUUUUAUAGCAAAACUGGCGCGGAAUCAUCAGAGGGGAUUUUGGGGGACAUCAGCAACGAAAUCCAGGCAUCUCAUCGAUGCUUUCAAGUCUUGGUUUCAAGAUACUCGAGAUACGAACUAGGUUGAGGAGAUCAGUUUGAUAUCAUAAUUUACACAAACAGCACACCCGUGAACAACCACAACUACUACUCCCGCUUGAAGUCAAACCUGCAUCGUGCUCAACGCCUG
Messenger RNA from Neurospora crassa OR74A, 1851 nucleotides. Its product is annotated as transcription initiation factor TFIIE. Lineage: Eukaryota; Fungi; Ascomycota; Sordariomycetes; Sordariales; Sordariaceae. Gene Ontology annotation, cellular component: transcription factor TFIIE complex. The record is from RefSeq and is a predicted model, not a curated record. Gene Ontology annotation, biological process: transcription initiation at RNA polymerase II promoter. The coding region runs from base 208 to 1116 and encodes 302 amino acids. The transcript has a single exon.